Molecule: messenger RNA, 898 nt
Organism: Cataglyphis hispanica
Lineage: Eukaryota; Metazoa; Arthropoda; Insecta; Hymenoptera; Formicidae
Product: E3 ubiquitin-protein ligase RNF180-like
Exons: 4
Coding region: 61-525 (154 amino acids)
Biological process (GO): serotonin metabolic process; positive regulation of proteasomal ubiquitin-dependent protein catabolic process; protein polyubiquitination
Cellular component (GO): endoplasmic reticulum membrane
Molecular function (GO): ubiquitin conjugating enzyme binding; ubiquitin protein ligase activity
Source: RefSeq, a predicted model, not a curated record
UAUGCCAACUUUAUAUACACAAAUAUAAUAGAUAAAAUAAUUUUUUUUUCUGCAAAUAAUAUGUCCUCGUGUGUAGCAUUGGUUACGAAGAUUAUAUUAGGUUAUGUUCGCAUCAAGUGUCAAAUGUAUAUAUCUUUAAAUUAUUCUCUGCACUAUUGCAUUACCUGUUUUUGGUAUAUCAUGGAUGUAAGAUGCAAACAUUGCAGCAAAUCUCUUUUUAAAGGUGAUUAUAUUUUGUUUAAUGCACAUUACGAAGUAAAACAGCAGCCAGCAGAUAUAGGAUGUCAGGCAGAGAAGUCUGAUAGCUGUUCAUAUAUGACUUCGGAAAAUGCACCGGAUUGGAUUAUGAAUAUUAUUAAUCGGGAAUCUUGGACUAAGGGCAAAUUACAUUGCCCACAUUGCAACAGUCGCUUAGGAUCUUUCAACUUUGUAAGUAAUACAAAGUGUUACUGCGAUAAGUAUAUAACACCUCCCAUAAGAAUAGUCAACUCUAAAAUAGAUCUGUUAUAUGAAAGAAUAAAAUAAUAACACAACAAAUAAAAUGUUAGAGAAUAUAUUUGUACUAUAUAUAUGUAUCAUUAUUCUUUAUAUAUAUUUCUAAGAACUCUUUCCAAAUUAAAAAAAAAAAUGAGAGAAAUAAUGGAAAAUAUUAAUAAAUUUUCAUACAAACUGUAGUAUACUUUAUGACAUGUGGAGAUUAUCAAUAUAUCACUUUGAAUAAUUCAAGUUUUUACAGUUACAAUAUGAUGGAAAAUAAGAUUUAUAUAUUUUUUAAAUUCUUUAUUCAAUUUAUAUUUACAUCUUUUUUAUGUAAUCAUAUCAUUUAGUUAUAUUUUUCCAACUUACAUAUAUAUUAAGACUAUAUAUUUAUAUAAUAAUGAGAAGUGAAAGAAAGAGA